UGUGGUAGAAGAGGGACAACGACUUGAAACCGCGACGACCGACGACAGUUCCCUGUGUUAAUGCCUGUCCAUCACGUUCCGGUGAAAAAUCGACGUCGUCUCCAUCGGUCUUCCGAGGCGCGAUUAAACGGACACGACCCGUCGACGAAGAGUCCGCAUCAAUCAAACCUGUCAGCAAUUGAUAUUUUCCAUUUAUUUUCGGCUAGAAGCGUGAACCAGAAGCUAAAAGUUUCCCUAGGAAGAAAAUAAAACUUAAUCUUAUGCAAACUGGCCUGCAUAGCAGGAUCAGUUUUUUCACCCGGUACCUACUUUUGUGUGCCGUUGUGUAUGUGUGAGUGUUGAGAUCCGUCGAGAAACAAAAAAUGAAGAAGUUGAAAGUUCAUAAUUCCUAUUUGAUAAGUGGAAAAAUGCCAUCGUUUUCAUCUGUGAUGUUCCUGCUGCUGUUAGCGCAAAUUGUCAGCUGGAGUGAUCCGGGAGGAGUUGCAGUCGCCGAGGACCUUGAAGCUGACGACAUGUACCGGGAUAUGGUUCUCCAGAAAGGGGCCCCGGAGGUAGAUCCGCACCAGCCGGAGGUGGAGCUGGAAGCUGGUGAUAACUUCGAAUUGACUUGUAAAGGAAACGAACCGGUGAAAUGGCAUUUGAGACGAACUGAAUCAGAGGACAUUGAAACCGACCUUUAUUCCGUGACAUCAUUCGAGGCUAAAGAUGAAGCUAAACCUUAUAGAAGCAGAGUUUCCAUUACCGCAGCGACAGCGAAAGUCGUUGGACGGUAUUACUGUGUAUUCCAAUCAAUGGAUAACGAUGACCAAGACCUAGAUGACCUGGAGUCUGAGUACAAAGCUACCAGUACCUAUAUUUUUGUUAAAGAUCCCGACAAUCCCUUGGUUCCUAUUGAGCAUCCGGUGGUCACAGCCACUCAAUAUGAAGAAGUAGUAAUUCCUUGCAAACCUUCAUCGAAAGAUGUUCAGGUGGAGCUUUUCAAAGAUGAACAAGAGACUCCGUUAGACGACUACAAAUUCAGCGAACCCCAUGGUUUUGUCCUUAUGGCCUACCGGUUGGAUCAAAGUGGCGUAUACCUAUGUCGUCAGAAGGAUAAUAUCGACAAGACCAAACACUUCCACGUGGAGAUCAUGGAAACCUGUGAGUCGUUGCUGGCCUCUUUGAACACAACUACUAAUCCGAAGUGCAAAAAUACACGUGCAAGAAACGCUGUUCCCCCCCUUCCCUGGCUGCCAUUGUCGGUCGCUAGCAGUGACCCGCUCGAUUCCUCUAGUUCUAAUCCCUUCGACGAAGACGAAGACGAUGACUUCGACGAUGAACCUACUAGUAGUGGUUGGACCAUUUCUAGUCCCUUAGUUUCUCUGCUCGAUUACUCAAGCGCUAACACCCGACACACCAGGUCUAGCAGUAGCGAAACCACCGACGAAUUCCGGUCGACUACACAAUCCCUCGACGACGACCUCGCCGAAUACGUUGAGUACUACGAUGCGAUGGUAGCUACGGGCGAUUACCGCAAUGGCAGCUAUGGCAGCGGGUGGAACAAUAAUAACAGUAGAAGCAACUAUGUUGCAAGCUUGAAUAGCUCUGGUGUUGGAUCCAACAAGCUUAGCGCGGGGAGAUUCGUAACAACAACCACCGGGUCGGACGAUUUGUCACCUUCGCUGGCAAAUCCCUCGCCAUCUUCUUUACCACCACCACAACCGUCAUCAUCAAGCUCUGUACUACCACUUCCUCUACCGAGUGCGUCUAAGUUUGCAACCUCCGUAACCGAGUACAUUCAGAAGCCAAGGGUUGAGAGCGAGGGUGGCGAACACAUUACUCUGGGCCACCCGAUCAGGCUGAUCUGCACCGUAGAUGUGCAGGAUGGAGUCAAGUUCGAUAUGCGAUGGAUGCUGCCGAACAUGAAGCGGGCUGAAAACAAUUCACGCGUGACUGUCAAUCGAAUAUCGGUCCAAAACCACAGUCAACGCUCCAAUUAUGUGAUUGGUACAUUAGAGCUGCUGAUCUCGCAUUCGACGAGGGCUGACGAUGGAUACUACAAAUGUGAGGUUGAGGAUCACAACAAGCAUAUCAAUCAUCGAAAUCACCGCCUGAUCAUAACCACGGAUUCCUUCAUCAACAUAACGGAGGACAACAACUUGCCAUUUAUUAGUGCUUCCACAACUCGACCGGUCCGAAUCAUUUUCUCAUACGUGGCUCAUCCGCAACCGGAAUUCUACUGGGUCAAAGAUGACGACCACAAUCCAUUGGAAGCCGGCGAGAAGUACAACAUCUCGAUCACUUCAAAAUCUGUUACCCUGACCAUCUUCAAACCUAGCGUGAGGGAUAUCGGCAACUACACCCUAAUUGCCAGUAACGGAGGGGCCGAGGCAAAUCGUUCGAUGAAAGUUUUCAUCCAAGAGAAACCAAUCCUCAUGAUGGAUCCCAAAUACGCCCGGCCAGAGGAACCGGUUACCUUCUCGUGCACUGCCAUCGGAUAUCCGAAACCCGAAAUGAAGUUUGCAUUCUUCCCCUGCACCAGCAUCCCUUGGACCAACUGCUCCCGGUCAAUCGCUGCCAAGGAUAUCAAAGAAACGAAACAGAGUGCAAGGCUUGUGCUCAGACCCGAAGAAGAACAUAUUAUGUUGAAGAUGGGACUUCGACUGCCGGACAAUGGUUCAAGCAAGGAGUAUUUGACUACGGAACAGUUUACCAUCAAUGCGGAAACAGCUGGGUACGUGAUGUGUUUGGCAAACAAUGCCAAGGGACGAAGCACGAUAAUGGCAGACAUGUUGAUCAGUAACCUAGAGGAACCGGUUUGGAUCUAUCGGGAAUCACCUCAGCUGGAAGUCACGAACGGUGAUCGGGUGUCGAUCGUAUGCGCGGCAUUGGUCUACAAUCAUACGGAUCGGAUAACAUUUUUCCUGAACGAAAUGGAAGUAGUACAAAGCGAAGAGAAGGGAAUUUUCCUGGAGAGUUGGUACGAAGUUUAUGCUUAUCGAAAACGACUGGUGAUUGAGUCGGCAAGCGCGGAACAUCACGGCGAAAUCCGCUGUGAAACAGACGUUCGAGACUCGGAUCAAGUUGAGAGCAAAGAGCUUCGACUGACGGUGGAAACUCCAGAAGCGCCGAGUAUAUUGAACGGCCACGAAAAAGAGCAGCGAGAGCUCGGAUUGGGAGAUACCAACUUGUUCCAAUGCUCCGCCGAUGGUAUGCCAAGACCCUCGAUAGAAUGGUUGAAAAAUGGAGAACCCAUGGAGCUGGACGACGGAAUUCAGAUGAACAACGGAUCGUUGUUCUUCCAGUUCUUGAAAGAAAAGGAUACAGGCGUGUACACUUGUCGAGUUAGCAAUAAGGUGGCCACUGUCGAGAAAGUUUGGGACUUGAGAGUGAAAACUAUUGCCGUCCAACGAUCCUGGAUCAUUGUCGUAUUGAGCAUUUUAUUCGUAUUGAUAUUUGCCGUGAUCCUCAUUUCGUUGUUUUACUUCAAGAAAAAGCGAGAAGUCAAGGCAUUGAAAGAUGCAGGGUUGUCAAAUUUCGUCGAAGGUGACAUCGAACAAAUCAAUCCGGAACUAUCACUUGACGAACAAGCCGACCGGUUGCCAUACAAAACCGAAUACGAAUUCCCUAAGGAAAAACUUAAGCUUGGAAAACAACUGGGUGCCGGAGCAUUCGGAGUGGUUUUGAAGGCGACAGCCCAAGGAAUUAUGGUCAGUGAGGAUGAAACAACGGUAGCCGUUAAAAUGGUUAAGAAACAAACAGACAACGAAGUCAUGCGAGCACUGAUUUCGGAGCUGAAAAUUAUGGUCCAUUUGGGUCAACAUCUCAACGUAGUUAAUCUGCUGGGAGCUGUUACUAAAAAUAUAGCAAAGCGAGAACUGAUGGUCAUCGUGGAAUACUGUCGGUUUGGAAAUGUUCAAAACUUCCUACUGAAACAUCGUCCCUACUUUAUCGACCAAGUCAAUACUGAAACGGGUGAAAUUGAUCCAUCGAUUGAAAAGAACAUGUUCCGUUGGUCCAAGGCGGGCUACAUCUACAACAGUCAGGGCUUGAAGUACGUUAAUCUUUCGUUCUCUACCCAUAACUUGAACAAUGGUAAUUCCAACAACGGUCAUCACCAUCCGGGUCGAAUACAACCUGAACAUCAUCAUCAACAACAACAACAACAACACCUGCAACGAUCAAUGGUUGAAAACAACAACCAUCCGCUGUACUGCAACUACAUCAACAGUAAUAAUUCGGCCGCCUACACCAAUCCCAAGAACCACAUGAACUCCAAGGGCUACGUGCGGCACUCUGGCAUCCAGAAUAUGGCCAUGGUGGACAGCUGCAAUACGGAGGCAACCGUGAUGACCUCGGUUGAAGGUGAUGCCGUAGAUACCGGGAACAAUACAGUCAACUCGAAUGAACCCUUGUGGCGUUCCAAUUACGGCAUGGACUACAAAGGGCCGGCUCGUUCGGUCACCUCAACCGAUCUGGUCUGUUGGGCUUCUCAGGUGGCUUGCGGCAUGGAAUACCUGGCCACCAGAAAGGUUCUUCACGGAGAUCUUGCCGCUCGUAAUAUCCUACUUUGUGACGAUAAUGUAGUCAAAAUAUGUGACUUUGGUCUGGCUCGAUCGAUGUACAAGAACGACAACUACAAGAAAAAGGGCGAGGCACCGCUGCCCUUCAAGUGGCUAGCCUUGGAGUGCAUUAGCGACAAUGUGUUCAGCACCUAUUCGGACGUGUGGGCGUACGGCAUUGUGUUGUGGGAGUUCUUCUCUCUGGCCAAGGUACCGUAUCCGGGCAUGGAGGCCAACCAAGAUCUGUACAACAAACUACGUGACGGAUAUCGCAUGGAGAAACCGCAGUACUCCACCCAAGAUAUCUACGACAUUAUGUUGAACUGUUGGAACGUGAAGCCAGAUUCGCGUCCAACGUUCAAAGAUCUGAAAAGUCGAUUCAACGCCAUGCUCCCGGAGGAGUUGCGAAAUCAUUACAUCGAUCUCAACGAGCCAUAUCUGGCUGUAAACGCAGAGAAAGAGAAGCGAGGCGAAACAGAUUAUCUGGCCAACUGGGGACCACCGGAAGAACCAGCACCAUCCGCACCAACCUAUGUUAAUGGGAUUAUUUUACCGCUCCCACCUAUUACCGAUGACUCGGCCUACCUGCAGAUGACCACCAACAAAUCUGACGACUCCGAGGAGAGCCAUUUCGAUUUCGCAGCCUUCAACAACAGCCAACCGUCGCCGACGUUGAAGAACAAUCUGGACAGUAGUCCCCAGACGGGAAGCAAACGGCACAAAAAGAAGAACAUCCCGGAGGAGAUACCAAUGUUGCGCAGCCAGGGCAACUUCGGUGGCCCGGGAGGGUUCAAUUCCGAUUCCGAAACCGAAGCCACCAGUCCGGUUCCGAUGGUACGCACAACGAAGAUCCAACAACAACCGGAACCCGAAUACACCAACGUACAACGGAUGGGUGAACCGGGCCCAAACGAUGCUUUCAGCAAUCCUAGCUACAUUAAGGUCAACGAAAAGCGAUCGAAAUAGAUCAUGCUAGAGGGAAAACCUUAGGGAUUUAUAGGAGUAAUCUUAUAAACAGCCUCGGAGCGAUCGAAAAAAAGGAUCUUAACAAGAAUCGAUCGUUGUCGACUUCCUCAAUUGAAUCGUUCAAAUACAAAAAAAAAUAGAAAGCGACUGACUGCGAAUCGAAUAUUUUAAACAAGCAAAAAAAAAAUCGAUAUGAGUGUGUGUCUUUUACGAAUGUGUACGCUUCAAUGUCCAUUACAUGUGAGCUCUGUUUAUUUAUAGGUUUAAGUCAAUAAAACUUCAUAUUUACCGACAGAGAAGAAAACAAAUGCAACAGUACUAUUAGGCUAGUAAGGAUAAGAAAAAAAUAUCGCUUCGACCUGGGAUCGAACGUUUCCCAUAUUGUAAAUGGGAAUAGCCCGAGCCCUGGGUCGAAGAUGCAACAGGAUAUGCUUUUUAUGAAAAAGGAUGCCUUAAUUGUUUUUAACAGUCAUAGCGAUAUCUAUACUCAUUAUGUACAUAAUUUAUUAAAAUCACAUUAUUUUCAUCA
Molecule: messenger RNA, 6036 nt
Organism: Uranotaenia lowii
Lineage: Eukaryota; Metazoa; Arthropoda; Insecta; Diptera; Culicidae
Product: vascular endothelial growth factor receptor 1-like
Exons: 15
Coding region: 363-5507 (1714 amino acids)
Biological process (GO): multicellular organism development; cell surface receptor protein tyrosine kinase signaling pathway; protein phosphorylation
Cellular component (GO): signaling receptor complex
Molecular function (GO): transmembrane receptor protein tyrosine kinase activity; ATP binding
Source: RefSeq, a predicted model, not a curated record